Messenger RNA from Amphibalanus amphitrite, 1884 nucleotides. RefSeq names its product actin-related protein 2/3 complex subunit 4 (gene Arpc4). Bases 319 to 825 code for a protein of 168 amino acids. The transcript is spliced from 6 exons. Gene Ontology annotation, cellular component: Arp2/3 protein complex; actin cytoskeleton. Lineage: Eukaryota; Metazoa; Arthropoda; Thecostraca; Balanomorpha; Balanidae. The record is from RefSeq and is a predicted model, not a curated record. Gene Ontology annotation, molecular function: actin filament binding. Gene Ontology annotation, biological process: actin filament polymerization; Arp2/3 complex-mediated actin nucleation.
UAGUCUUUAAGGCUAAAUGUGCAGUUGCCUAGCAUCUCGCAGAGAAAAUAAGCUUAUGGCUCAAUAAAAGUAAGUUGCCUAGAAACACGCGAGCGACCCUUUCUUCUUAGAACAUCCGAAAAAUCUUAUUCGGGUGAAGUGAUCAUUGAUAAGGGAGUCAAGCAAGGUUCUGCAAGCAAGGAGGAAGAUAGGAGGUGAAGUUGUUGAUGGUGUCUUUGAGAUUGAGGGAUUGGUACUGGCAGUAGAGGCUGAGAAGAACAUAUAAGUUAUCAAACCUGUCCAGUAUUAUCUUACUCAAUCAAGCACACCCUCCUAAAUAUGGCGGCCACUCUGAAGCCCUAUCUGACUGCAGUGAGGCACACUCUGACUGCCGCAAUGUGCCUAGAGGAUUUCUCCUCACAGGUCGUGGAGAGGCACAACAAGCCAGAGGUCGAGGUCAGGACGAGCAAGGAGCUGCUGCUCACGCCCGUUACCAUCUCCCGGAACGAAAAGGAGCGCGUCCUCAUCGAGUCAUCCAUCAACUCGAUCCGCGUCAGCAUCGCCAUCAAGCAGGCGGACGAGAUCGAGAAGAUCCUCAGCCACAAGUUCAUGCGCUUCAUGAUGAUGCGCGCCGAAAACUUUGUCAUCCUGCGGCGCAAGCCGGUGCAGGGCUACGACAUCAGCUUCCUCAUCACCAACCACCACACGGAGGCCAUGUACAAGCACAAGCUGGUCGACUUCCUAAUCACCUUCAUGGAGGAGAUUGACCGCGAGAUCAGCGAGAUGAAGCUGGCCGUCAACGCGCGCGCCAGAAUAUGCGCCGAGGAGUUCCUCAAGAGGUUUUAGCGGCGCUGCGGACGGCCCCGUUCUGUGGAGUUUCUGAGAGCUGCCGUGCCGAGCUCGGUACCGCGUAUGCGCUGGCGUGGCGGGCGUCUCUUCCGACACCCACCCCGCCGUACAAUAAGGGAGAACCCCUCCGCUACAACGCAGCGGGAGAGAGAAGGAAGCGGCUCGACCCGGUGCCGGGCAGUGUGAUUACUGGAGAGAUGCCGGACUACGCCGGGCGAUCGGCGGUCCUGCAGAACCACCGGUCGGCGCCUAGGGUGUGAGUGGCCAUGAUCCAAAGGGAGAUGAUACGUGAUUCCAGGAAUUAUUUUAUACCGUGCUUACUACCACGCAAGUACCGAUCAAACCAUACCGUUAAAGGGACUAUCCCACCUUCUAAAAUGUUGUUAAAACCGGUUAAAUUGUGCCAGACUUUAUAGAUUGGAUGACCAGGAACACGGUUCUGGCAUUUAUUUUUCAUUAAACAUCUUAGGCUUCCCAUAUUCCAAACACAAACUUUCAAAUAUGUGACGUCACAGCCCAAAAUUACCUCCUUCCCCAGGCCACAUUACUGUCAUAAAGCUGAUUCUUUUUACUCUGUAGGCACCACAACAAAGUUCAGACCAAGUUUUAAGCGAUUUUUCAACGAACAAACUCAUUUAAAUCAGAAUGACUAAACGAGGUGACGUCACACUAACGGUCGCUCCAUGUUGAAGAUAGGGCCUUGUACAAGGCCCAUUUUCAAAUGAAGGGAACGAAUUUCUUCAACACCAAGAGGCCGCGGGGGUUGCAACCUAGAUAGAUAGUGGUUUCUGAACCUCGCCGCAAACUUGGCUAUCUCAACUCAAACCCCAUGUUAAAGGUGGGAUAGUCCCUUUAAUCCGAAUCGCCCGUAGUGGGUGGCUCAUGCUUGCCGGUAGUGCCGCCACGACAGUUGCUCGCUUUCCGUUUAGCCCGUUCGCUCGCUUUCAUCGAUUCGCUUGGCUUAUGUGACGGUCGUGUGUAGAUGACGAUCGUGAUCGGACGGUGACGUAUAUCGUGUAUUUUCUGUCACUUUAUAAUAUACAUGUUGAAAUAUUA